Theobroma cacao (cacao) is the source of this 375-nucleotide messenger RNA. Lineage: Eukaryota; Viridiplantae; Streptophyta; Magnoliopsida; Malvales; Malvaceae. The record is from RefSeq and is a predicted model, not a curated record.
AUGCCUCCUUCGAAUAGUUAUGACUCAGUUUCGAGUGGCCCUGAAAGGUUGCAUUGGAACCCUGCCAAGGAAUGCCUCUUCGGUCUGCUCAUUGUGAUAAUUGCGUUCAUGGCCGUAUUACUGCUGAAGUUGUCAUGUUCCAAACCUCAGCCUGAACCAAACCCACCAAGCUACCAGUCAGAAUGGCCAGAGCAGGUGGAGCACAAGUUAGCAAAUGAUGUGUCUGAUGAGGUCUUUGUUAUUAUGGCUGGAGAACAAAAACCCAGUCGCUUGGCCAAACCGGUGCCUUCCUCCACUCAGCCGUGUGAACAGGAUGAGAGUGAUUCCAAUCAUACGAGACAAGGAUAUAGCAAUUUCCUUCAAUUUUAUAAUUGA